CAGCAAAUGUCCAAUGGCAGCUCCAUCACCGAGUUCCUCCUCCUGGCGUUCGCAGACACGCAGGAGCUGCAGCUCUUGCACUUCUGGCUCUUCCUGGGCAUCUACCUGGCUGCCCUCCUGGGAAACGGCCUCAUCACCAUUGCCGUAGCCUGCGACCACCGCCUCCACACCCCCAUGUACUUCUUCCUCCUCAACCUCUCCCUCCUCGACCUGGGCUCCAUCUCCACCACUGUCCCCAAAGCCAUGGCCAAUUCCCUCUGGGACACCAGAAUAAUUUCCUAUGCAGGAUGCGCUGCCCAGGUCUUUUUCUUUCUCUUCUUGAUCUCAUCAGAGUAUUUUCUCCUCACAGUCAUGGCCUAUGACCGCUACGUUGCCAUCUGCAAACCUCUGCACUACGGGACCCUCCUGGGCAGCAGAGCUUGUGUCCACAUGGCAGCAGCUGCCUGGGGCAGUGUUUUUCCCUAUGCUGUGCUGCACACAGCCAAUACAUUUUCCAUACCACUCUGCCAAGGCAAUGCCCUGGACCAGUUCUUCUGUGAAGUUCCCCAGAUCCUCAAGCUCUCCUGCUCAGAUGCCUACCUCAGAGAAGCUGGCCUUCUCGUGGUUAGUGGCUGUUUAGCAUUUGGGUGUUUUGUGUUCAUCGUGCUGUCCUACAUGCGGAUCUUCAGGGUCGUGCUGAGAUUCCCCUCCAAGCAGGGACGGCACAAAGUCUUUUCUAUGUGCCUCCCUCACCUGGCCGUGGUCUCCCUGUUUAUCAGCACUGGCAUGUUUGCCCACCUGAAGCCCCCCUCCAUCUCUUCCCCAUUCUUGGAUCUGUUGGUGGCAGUUCUGUACUCAGUGGUGCCUCCAGCAGUGAACCCCCUCAUCUACAGCAUGAGGAACCAGGAGCUCAAGGAUGCCCUGAGGAAACUGAUGGGGCGUUUUUCAGCAGCCACAGACUGUCAGCCUUUCUCUGCAAAUGACUCCCGGUGUAUGUCAUGA
Molecule: messenger RNA, 981 nt
Organism: Gymnogyps californianus (California condor)
Lineage: Eukaryota; Metazoa; Chordata; Aves; Accipitriformes; Cathartidae
Product: olfactory receptor 14C36-like
Exons: 1
Coding region: 7-981 (324 amino acids)
Biological process (GO): G protein-coupled receptor signaling pathway
Cellular component (GO): membrane
Molecular function (GO): G protein-coupled receptor activity; olfactory receptor activity
Source: RefSeq, a predicted model, not a curated record